Molecule: messenger RNA, 936 nt
Organism: Penicillium verhagenii
Lineage: Eukaryota; Fungi; Ascomycota; Eurotiomycetes; Eurotiales; Aspergillaceae
Product: short-chain dehydrogenase
Exons: 6
Coding region: 1-936 (311 amino acids)
Source: RefSeq, a predicted model, not a curated record
AUGGAGUAUUUUCGAACAAUUUGCCCUCCUUCACCUACCUUCACAGAGAAGAAUGUUCCUGAUCAAUCGGAUAAGGUUUUCAUCGUAACAGGCGCAAAUUCCGGCGUCGGUGCCGAACUAGCCAAAAUUCUCUACAGCCGCAAUGCCACCGUAUACGUCGCCGCCAGAUCCGAAGAAAAGGCCAUGACUGCCAUCAAAGAAAUGGAGAUUGCACACCCCGAAUCAACCGGAAAACUCGUGUUCCUCCGCCUGGACCUCUCCGACCUGACAACAAUCCAGAGCUCUGCAGAAGAAUUCCUCGCAGUGGAGUCUCGUCUUGACGUGCUGUGGCUAAAUGCGGGAGUCAUGAUGCCACCACAGGGCAGCAAAACAGAGCAGGGAUACGAGCUUCAGCUCGGUACCAAUAACCUCGGUCAUUUCCUGUUCGUCAAGUAUUUGCAUGAUAUCUUGAAGAAAACGGCGCUAUCAGCGCCGAAGGGCAGUGUGCGUCUUAUUUGGGUUUCGUCGUCUGCGAUUUUGAUGGCGCCGAAGCCGCCAAUUGAUUUCGGUAAUAUGGAUUAUCAUGAGGAGGAAUCUGCUAUGAAGAAGUAUAGUCGUAGCAAAGCUGGGAAUGUGAUUCACUGCGCCGAAUAUGCGAACAGGACUGCUGGGGAUGGGGUACUUAGUUUGUGUCUGAAUCCGGGAAAUUUGAAGAGUGGUCUCCAGAGACACAUGUCCACGUUCCAGAGUGUGGUGACAAAUAUGAUUCUCUAUCCCGCUAUCUACGGCGCUUAUACAGAGCUCUAUGCGGGAUUGAGCGCUGAGAUUACGGAAGAGAACAAUGCUUCGUUCGUUGCUCCUUGGGGAAGAGUUAUCCCUAUUCGACAGGAUCUUUAUGAUCCAGAACUUACAAAGAAGUAUUGGGAUUGGUCUGAGGAACAGGUCCAAGGCUACUAA